This is a messenger RNA of Acanthochromis polyacanthus (spiny chromis), 3261 nucleotides long. It is a transcript of the gene dhrs9, whose product is annotated as dehydrogenase/reductase (SDR family) member 9. The coding region runs from base 393 to 1352 and encodes 319 amino acids. NCBI's taxonomy places the organism in Eukaryota, Metazoa, Chordata, Actinopteri, Pomacentridae. The transcript has 5 exons. The record is from RefSeq and is a predicted model, not a curated record. Gene Ontology annotation, molecular function: oxidoreductase activity.
UCCUCGAUAAUGUCAAUAGUAGGUGCGUACUUUGAAUUUGAUCAGUAUUUGGUCUCCAACUGAUGACGUUUCGCAAGAGCGCAUGUGCGGACAAGUACGCAUGUUGAGAACCUGCCCAGAUGAAGCCGAGGAUAAAGCAAAUGAAGUUUACAGCGAUCUGCAAAACUAUCUCUGUUGGACGUUGACGCCCAGCAGCUCUGAUUCCUGCACAGACCAACUGAUGACGUUUCGCAAGAGCGCAUGUGCGGACAAGUACGCAUGUUGAGAACCUGCCCAGAUGAAGCCGAGGAUAAAGCAAAUGAAGUUUACAGCGAUCUGCAAAACUAUCUCCGUUGGACGUUGACGCCCAGCAGCUCUGAUUCCUGCACAGACCAGAGACAAUACACAUAAAAAUGUUCCUGUAUCUCCUUGGGCUGGUGGCUGUUUGGUUCAUCUAUCGCUGGUACAAAGAACUAGAAAGAGUUUCCAACAAGGGAGACAAGUAUGUGUACAUCACAGGCUGUGAUUCUGGGUUUGGUCACCUCCUGGCGAGACACCUGGACACACUGGGCUUCCGUGUGAUCGCAGGCUGUUACACUGAGAAAGGUGAGGAAGAGCUGAAGCAGAUCACCUCUGAAAGGGUGACAACCAUCCAGCUGGAUGUCACGGAUUCUGCGAGUGUCAAGAAAGCAGCAGCUCGCAUCGAGACUCUCGUGGAACAGAAAGGUCUGUGGGCGGUUGUGAACAACGCUGGAGUCUCUGUUCCAGCCGGUCCCGUCGACUGGCUCGUCAUAGAGGAUUACAAACAUAUGUUGAACGUCAAUCUGCUUGGUGUGAUCGAUGUAACGCUGAGUGUCCUCCCUCUCAUCAAGAAGGCCAGAGGCAGAGUGGUCAACGUUGCCAGUGUAUUUGGGCGAAUCAGCCCGUUUGGUGGACCUUACUGUGUGUCCAAGUACGGUGUAGAGGCCUUCAAUGACAGUCUGCGGUUAAACGUGGCGCCAUUUGGAGUCAAGGUAGCCUGCCUUGAGCCUGGGUUCUUCAAAACAAAUGUGACUGAUCUUGGGUUGAUGAAGAAUAAUGCAAGGAAGCUCUGGGAAAGACUACCUCAGGAAAUGAAGGACGACUAUGGACAACAAUUCUUGGAGAGUAGUAUUGAACAACUGGAUCAAAGGUUCAAGCAGUUUACAGAUGCUGACCUGAUGAAGGUGGUGGGCUGCAUGGAGCACGCCAUCUCUGCUGUUCAUCCUCGUACUCGCUACUCUCCUGGAUGGGACGCAAAGUUCUUCUGGCUGCCACUGUCCUACAUGCCAACCUGCCUGACGGAUCUAAUGUUCCUAAAGUACAGCUCCAAACCAAAAAGAGCCGUGCUGUAGUUUCUGUCAUGUCACGUGGCAGAGACGGUUCCCUUCACUUCUCAAGUCAUAAGAUGUUAACCUUCAGCACUGUGCCAUUUUCACCUCUAUUAGCUUUUAACACUCUUUUUCUUGAUGGACUUUGCUUCUCUUCUAAGUGUCUUUUUCAAUUCUUAACUUGUAUUUGUCCAGAGUAUCAAAUGCUGGCAACAGUCUUGAAUCUGCAGGAACACAGCACAACUUUACCUGCUGCCUCUGCAUUCAGUUCUUCCGUACUCUUGACGGUGAAGAAUCUGCUGCAUCUAAAUAACUGUAACUAUGGUAUGUUUGCAUUAUUAUUAUACGCAUUAGUCUUUAGACUACUAUUCGUUGAUAGAUUGGUUCUGAUGGUCACAGUGAGCACCAUGACUUGAUAGGAGAUGACCAAUUGAAUAAUUCUAAAUGAUUUUUGUUAUUCUGAUGCCAUCUGGUGGUUGAAUUAAAGGAUCCAUUCUACAAAAUUUUAGCCAACAUGCAGAUGGUUUAUUUGCUCAGGAUGAAUGCGACUGUACUUGAAAUUUGAAAAUUUUAUUUUUCAGUGCUUGUAGUACCACAAACAAGAUUCACUUUAUCUAUUAUUAAACAACAGCAUGGAGGUGGAAGUAUUACCAGGAGGAGCAAUGUUGUUCCUCCUGUUUUCUUCACAUCCCAUACAUAGCUGGAGUAUCUGAAAAACUGAGGAUUUUCUCCAAACAUAACACCACAUUGCACUUCAGAUCCAGCAACACUAUAAGACAAGGACUGGUUCAAGGAUAAAACACCAACACACAAGCGGAGCAAUGUUGUAUAUGCAGGGAAGAGUGUGCAGACUUGUACAUAGGAGAACCUAAACAACAGCUUUACAAGCAGAUACUCAGCAGUUCACCUGCAUCUUAAGGCUAAAGGACAUUCUUCUGAGGACAGCAAUGCUCGGACAGAGAGGAGUAAAGAAAGCCAUCUAUGUCAAACUGGAACAGCCAUCUCUGAACAGAGGGGGUUUGUGACACAACUUAUCAAAUACCUACAUUGCAGUGACAGGGUUUCUCCGAAAGUCCCGCUAUCAUUAACAUCUUGACUCACUCCUGUCUUGGCAGAUUUACAUCCUUUGUUGAAUAAACUGGCAGCUCCAUCACCAUGACUGCUGUCCUUGUUGGUGGACCACGUGGUUUCACAACAUUUCACACCUUGAGGCAUGUGAAUCCUGGGUCAUUAAUGAGUCGUUAGCCAUGUGAGCUGGAGUGACUAAAAAUUCUGUACCUCCCCAUUAGUCAGAACUGAAGAAGCUUCUUACAUGGAAGUGAAAUGUCUUCAAGAACCUGAUGACUGAGAAUCUACCCAGACGUUAAUCCAAGUAUCUUCAUUGUGUUGUAUUUUCAUUGAAUGCUUAUUUGAAGACAGACAAAUAUUGACUUUUCUUUUUUUUUAAAUUUCUCUGCUUUGUUAUAUCAAAAUAUGAGGUGUCACAUUUUGCCAGUAGCAUCUAUAAAACAGUUUGAAGGACAUUUUGCUUUUGAAAUGGAGUCAUCAGCUCUGUUUAUUAUACAUUUUUCCUUCAGUGUAUUGUAGUAAAGAGGUUAAUGUUUGUAUACUUGUAUUGCAUUGAGGACUGAGGCAGUGGAAUGAAUGUAAAUUGUGCCAGAAUACGUUUUUUUUUUUUUUUGCUCAAUACAUGUAUAAAAGGUGCAUUUAAGUGUCCACCACUUUCACGUGGUGUCCAGCAGAUGGCGAUCUUCACUUUACUUUGAUAUUGAAGAGUAGGAAAAAAGGCAGCAGAUCAAAGCCCGGAAGUUGGUAUCAAAUUAACCCGAUGAUAUAGAGCAUAGAGGAGUGAUCAGUGAUCUGCACAGCUAUCUCUGUUGGAGGUUGACACUCUGCAGCUCUGAUUCCUGCACAGACCACUGGAAAUACAUAU